GCUUCGUUUCGGACUCAAUCCUCCUCAGAGUGGGCCUGGCGUUCUGUGCCGGAAUCGUAUAAAUUUAUGUAAUCAGUCGUCCGGUUGGAGGCACAUUGAGUGGAGGUCUUGCUUGUUUUGUCGCCGUUACUAUAUAUUUCUGUAAAUAAUGGACAAGAUGCCCGAGGAGGAGGAUGCGUCCCCGGUGUCGACAGCUCCCGUCACGCCCACAUCUCCGCACGAGUUCAAGAUGUUGCCGCUGUUCAUGGACUUUGAGGAUUUUGAAAUUUGCAGGCCAGCUCCCUUUUCCUAUGAUGACAAGGCCAUGCUGGAGCGGAAGAUGUGCGACUACGCCCGGAAGAUCACUUACCAAAUGGCCAAGGCCGGACAGACCACCCGCAGGGUGCGUGUCUACGCCGAUGGCAUCUACGAUCUGUUCCAUCAGGGCCAUGCCCGCCAGUUGAUGCAGGCGAAGAACAUAUUUCCCAACGUCUACCUCAUCGUGGGCGUGUGCAACGACGAGCUGACACUCCGGAUGAAGGGACGCACGGUCAUGAAUGGAUACGAGCGCUAUGAAGCAGUGCGUCACUGCCGAUAUGUGGAUGAGAUCGUUCCAAAUGCUCCCUGGUCGCUGACUGACGAGUUCCUCGAGGACAACAAAAUUGACUUUGUGGCCCACGACGACAUCCCCUACGGAGCUGGUGGCGUCAACGACAUCUAUGCUCCUCUCAAGGCGCGCGGCAUGUUCGUGGCCACGGAGCGUACCGAGGGUGUGUCCACCUCGGACAUUGUGGCGCGAAUCGUGAAGGAUUACGAUGUAUAUGUGCGCCGGAACCUGGCCAGAGGCUACUCCGCCAAGGAGCUGAACGUCUCGUUCCUAUCCGAGAAGAAGUUCCGUCUGCAGAACAAGAUGGACGAGCUAAAGUCACGCGGCAAGCGGGAGCUGACCAAGGUCAAGGUGGACAUCAUCACCAAGUGGGAGGAGAAGUCGCGCGAGUUUAUUGACGCCUUCCUGCUGCUCUUCGGUAGGGAGAGACUCAAUAGCCUGUGGAACGAGUCCAAGGGCAGGAUCAUCCAGGCCCUCAGUCCACCUGGCAGUCCGAAUGGCUCUAUCAACGGCGACGACUCUGAUGGAAAGGAGCGCGAUGACGAGUCCGAUGACGAGUACUUGGAGCUCCCCUUGGAGUACGGGGCGGCGGGCAAGCAGGAGCGGAGCGGCUUGACUCGGCGCAGCCGAAAUCUGGCUGCCUACGAAGAGGAUGCGGAAGCGGAGAAGGACCUAGAGUACGAACGACGCAGCAAUUGACGGCUUGCUGCCAUUCCAAAUUCCAUUAUUUUUAACCCUUCAAAUACGACUGUAAAUUAAUUGUUUGUAAUUGGUUACGAGAAGAAAACAACAACGGCACGACCUCCUCACCCCUCGAUUUGUGGGAUGGUUCCCGAUGCUACAAGGGGUUGUUUAAGUGUUAAAUAUACUCUUGACAAAGACAAGGUCUGCCCUGGAAA
This is a messenger RNA of Drosophila kikkawai, 1485 nucleotides long. Its product is annotated as Phosphocholine cytidylyltransferase 2. NCBI's taxonomy places the organism in Eukaryota, Metazoa, Arthropoda, Insecta, Diptera, Drosophilidae. The record is from RefSeq and is a predicted model, not a curated record. Gene Ontology annotation, molecular function: choline-phosphate cytidylyltransferase activity; phosphatidylcholine binding. Gene Ontology annotation, biological process: CDP-choline pathway.